GGAGCGCACACAGCAGCACCAUCAUCACGGCCGAAGGAACGGGAUAAAGCUGGAAAAGAACAUACAAAAAAAAAAAGCAACAAUACUACAUUAGUGCCGUGUGGGGUUGGGGAAAAAAAAUGGGAUAACGAAACAAUUCAUCUACUUCUACCGGAUCCCACCAGCUUUUUGAUCGUGUGUUCUUGAGAAACUCAAAUGUUGUCGUCGCCUGCGUUUUGCGCUUUUUAUCCAUUCUCCUUGAGCGCCGCUGGUACAAAGGCGCUCGGUCCGGAGCAGCAGCAGCUGGGGUUACUGCCGUAUGAAUGGGAAAGAGUGAACGGACCUGCUAAACCCGGAAUGCUAGACACAGACAGUGAGUAAGCCUCGCAGGAUUUAAACACUUUCUUAUUUUUUCCCCCUCUCCCCGGGAGCCGGAUCGGCAGUGGCAGACUGUCAUUGUGUCGAGGCUGAGAAAUGAAAGAAAUUCUCCUCCUGAAAAGUGGCCUUUUCUGGAAUAAUGCAUGAGAAAGACGAGCUCUAUGACAGCUUUCUUUUCCUUUUCAUGCCUCACGCAUUCCCAGCUCUUCCUCUGGCCGAGCAACCGGCUCCUCUUGUUCAGAAUGGGAUGUAUUGUUGCAUCUGCGCAACCCACGGCAAGUGUCAGCAAUUAGACUGUGUGUUUCUGAACGGGUUACCUAAAGGCCUGUUAUAAACACUGCUUUCUAACUGUAGGGGGGGCAUUGUUGUCGAUAAGGAUUCUGUGGCGAGCUGGACUUAAAAAAAAAAAAAAAAAAGGGGUGACUACCAGUGCGCCCUUGGCACCAUUCAGCCAGUGUGUGUGUGUGUGUGAACCACAAUCCGUCUCAGAGAGAAAUUUGGCAUAAUAUGGUGGAGCCGGUUGGUUUCAUCGAAGCGUGGAAGGCGCAGUUCCCGGAGUCAGAGCCCCCCAAGAUGGAGCUGCGUUCUGUUGGAGGCAUCGAGCAGGAGCUGGAGAAGUGCAAAGCGUCCAUCAGGCGCUUGGAGCAGGAGGUGAACAAGGAGCGCUUCCGUAUGAUCUACCUGCAGACCCUCCUGGCCAAGGAGAGGAAGAGCUAUGACAAGCAGCGGUGGGGCUUUAGGAAGACUCCUCUGAACGAGGGGGUGGAUGCUGCCACGCAGGGUGCCGAGUGCCAGUCGCAGCAGCCGCACAUGCAGGAGACAGGUGGAGUUGGAGUAGUAGUAGGAGGUGUUGGUGGUGGAGGGUAUGGUGGUUGCAGUGGGGGUGUUGGGGAUAGGAGCCGUUAUCAGCCUCUUGCAGAUGGAACUGGCAGGUCUAAACCCAGGCCUCCACCAGCCAGGAAGUCAGCCUCCCACGGAGAUGGCUUGGAGUCGGCUUUCGAGGUGCCCCAGCAGGCCGAGUCCACGUCCUGCGACAACCUAGAUGGCCUCUCGCCGUCCAAACAGAGAGGCGGCAUCUCCGUCUCUCCCCGCAGGCCCAACCUCCCGCCUCCAGACAAAGAGCUGCCCUCUGACCCCAAGGGGAUGGGACUUGGAGUGGCGGCUCUUAGGUCCAACUUUGAGAGGAUCAAACGAGCCAACUCUCACUCUGCGGGCGAUGUAGCAAAGGGCCAGGAGAAGCAGCUGCCGCCGCCACCGCCGCCGUUCUACUCUAACAUGGAAUUCCACCACGAGAGGGGUCUGGUCAGGGUCAACGACCGUGAAGUUUCUGACAAGAUCAGCACCUUGGGCAGCCAGGCCAUGCAGAUGGAGCGAAAAAGAUCCCUUCACUCCCUCCCAGGUAACCUGGCAACGGUGGCAGGGGAGCUCCGCGCCAGGCCAGUGUAUAGAGGUCGGUCCACUGAGAGCACCUGCGGCUAUGAUGCGGAGUAUGAAGAUGGGGAACCCAACCAGCGACAUUCGGGGAGGGCCAAUGGUGGCAAACCUCCACCCCCUCCAUGGCAGCCCUCUGAGUUCCAGGCCUACUCCAGUGUCUAUGUUGGUGGGGUGAUGAUGGGUGAAGGUGGCGGUGGAGAUGGGAGAGGCAGUGGUGGAGGUGGCAGUGGCGUCACAAUGAGGGACCUCGGGGGAGGGGAUGACCACCUCCUGACCUGGCCGCGCCGCUCCUACUCCCCAGGGAGCUUUGAGGAUGUCGGCGGAGGCGGCGGCUACACGCCGGACUGCAGCUCCAACGAGAACCUGACAUCUAGCGAAGAGGACUUCUCCUCAGGUCAGUCCAGCCACGUCUCACCCAGCCCCACCACGGCCUUCCGCCGACCCUUUAGAGAGAAGAGCCGCUCGCCGUCCCAAAACUCCCAGAACUCCCAGCACUCCUUUGACAGCAGCAGCCCUCCGACGCCGCAGUCCCAGAAGCGUCACCACCGACAGCAGGGGGGCCACGUGGUUAUGUCUGAGGCCACUAUUGUGAGCGUUCGCAAGACCGGUCAAAUCUGGCCACCUGCAGCCCAUCAUGACCUCGUGCCCCAUGGUAGAACCUCCCACGACAACAGUUUCCAUGGAGACCACCUAGAUGGUCAUUUCGCCGGGACCCCUCCCACCUACGGUUACGAUGCAGACCGCGCAGAGGAACAGCGGAGGCAUCAUGACAUCCUGCCGUACAUCGAUGACUCGCCAUCAUCUUCACCGCACCUCAGCUCCAAGAGCCGCAGCAGUCGGGACACCCUCUCCUCUGGAUCAUUAGAGUCGUCCAAGUCGACUGAAUGUGACCUGGAAAAAGGUUUAGAGAUGAGGAAGUGGGUCCUCUCUGGGAUCUUGGCCACUGAGGAAACAUACCUCAGUCACCUGGAGGCACUAUUGCUGCCCAUGAAGCCUCUGAAGGCCGCAGCUACGACGUCGCAGCCUGUGCUCACCGUUGCCCAGAUAGAAACGAUCUUCUUCAAAGUGCCUGAGCUCUACGAGAUCCACAGGGAGUUCUACGACGGACUGUUGCCCCGCGUCCAGCAGUGGAGCCACCACCAGAGAGUCGGGGACCUCUUCCAGAAACUGGCCAGCCAGCUAGGAGUUUACAGAGCGUUUGUGGACAACUAUGAGCUGGCUGUGGAGACGGCGGAGAAGUGCUGCCAGGCUAACACACAGUUUGCUGAAAUCUCUGAGAACCUGAAGGUGAGAAGCCCAAAGGACUCUAAGGACCAGACGGCCAAGAACUCUCUAGAGGCUUUGCUAUAUAAACCAGUGGACAGAGUGACUCGCAGCACGUUGGUACUUCAUGACUUGCUCAAACAUACGCCCACCAGCCACCCAGACCACCCGCUUCUGCAGGACGCCCUGCGGAUCUCCCAGAACUUCCUGUCCAGCAUCAAUGAGGAGACAACGCCCCGACGCCAGUCUAUGACUGUUAAGAAGGGAGAGAACCGCCAGCUUCUGAGGGACAGUUUCAUGGUGGAGUUGGUGGAGGGAGCCAGGAAGCUGCGGCAUGUCUUCCUCUUCACUGAUCUGCUGCUCUGCGCCAAGCUGAAGAAACAGAUCGGAGGUAAAAACCAACAGUAUGACAGUAAGUGGUACAUCCCCCUGACUGAGCUGACCUUCCAGGGCCCCGAGGAGACCGAGCCCCUCACUAUUCCCCAGGUCCCUGAUGAAGAGCUCGACGCCAUGAAAGUCAAGAUUUCACACCUCCGCAGUGAGAUCCAGAGAGAGAAGAGAGCCAACAAGGGUUCAAAAGUCAUUGACCGUCUCAGGAAGAAGUUGUCUGAGCAAGAGUCUCUGCUCCUGUUAACGUCUCCGAGCAUGCCCCUCAGAGUCUACAACAAAAAUGGCAAGGGUUACAGUUUCCUGAUUUCGUCUGACUAUGAACGCGCAGAGUGGAGGGAGAUCAUCAAGGAACAGCAGAAGAAAUGUUUUAAAACUUCCUCCUUGACUUCUAUGGAGCUGCAAAUGUUGACCAGCUCCUGUGUCAAGCUGCAAACUGUCCACCACAUUCCACUGAGCAUCAAUAAAGAAGAGGAUGAAUCCUCCGGUCUCUACGGGUUCCUGAAUGUAAUUGUCCACUCUGCCUCCGGCCUCAAACAGAGCUUGAAUCUCUACUGCACAUUGGAGGUGGAUUCCUUUGGCUUCUUUUCAAAUAAAGCUAAGACGAGAGUGUAUCGAUACACUACUGAACCCAAAUGGAACGAGGAGUUUGAGAUUGACCUGGAGGGCUCUCAGACCCUGAGGCUGCUCUGCUACGAGAAGUGUUACAACAAGACUAAACAGAACAAAGAGGAUGGAGAGAGCGCAGACCGCAUCAUGGGGAAAGGACAGAUCCCGCUUGACCCUCAGCCUCUCCAAGGCAAAGACUGGCAGAGAACAGUUAUUCCCAUGAACGGGAUCGAGGUUAAACUGUCCAUGAAGUUCACCAGCCGAGAGUUCAGCCUGAAGAGGAUGCCCUCACGAAAACCCAUGGGUGUGUUCGGAGUCAAGAUCUCCACAGUGACUAAGCGAGAGCGCUCCAAGGUGCCCUACAUUGUCCGGCAGUGCCUAGAGGAGAUUGAAAGGAGGGGUAUAGAGGAGGUGGGCAUUUACAGAGUAUCGGGAGUCGCCACUGACAUUCAGGCCUUGAAGACCGCCUUUGACACCAAUCACAAAGAUGUGUCAGUGAUGAUGAGUGAGAUGGACGUUAAUGCCAUCGCUGGGACCUUGAAGCUGUACUUCAGAGAGCUGCCAGAACCGCUCUUCACUGAUGAGCUCUACCCCAAUUUUGCAGGCGGCAUCACCCUGUCCGACAGUGUUGCCAAAGAGAGCUGUAUGUUGAACUUACUGCUGUCGCUGCCUGAACCCAACCUGGUCACAUUCCUUUUCCUUUUGGAUCACCUAAAGAGGGUGGCAGAGAAGGAAAGUAUCAAUAAGAUGUCCCUCCACAACCUGGCAACGGUUUUUGGGCCAACCUUGCUGAGGCCUUCCGAGAAGGACAGCAAGAUCCCGGCUAACCCCACCCAACCCAUCAGCAUGGGGGACAGCUGGUCCCUGGAAGUUAUGGCACAGGUCCAGGUGUUGCUGUAUUUCUUGCAGCUGGAGACGAUCCCCACCCCAGACAGUAAACGACAGAGCAUCCUUUUCUCCACUGAAGUAUAGAGCUAAUAUUGACUCUGCCGAUGUGAGAGUUUGACCAUGAAGGAGUGAAUUAGAGAAGGACCUUGGCUCAAAGUGAGCCUAUAGUAGUGUGUUUUUGAAUUGACUGACCAGAUUCCUGGAAAGGAUUGUUUCUGGCGAUGCCUGCCCCCCUCAAACACAUGAGGGUGCCAUUGGGCCUCUGAUGCUCAGAGGACAUGAGGUCCUUCCCGUUCGUAUCUCUCAUUACCUGAUAUUUAGUGUGAUUCCUUGUACCUUCAUUGAUUAUGUAGGUACACCUGCCAUCUACAUUUGUCCACUUCGUUCUCUGUUGGUCUUAACAUUGAACCUUUACAGCGGUUAUGGUUCAUAAAUCAAGAAAUGGUCAAAAUCAGUCCAUAAGAUUGAUUCUCGAUUCUUGAAUUGAAUGGUUUGCCAACCAAUGAGAGUUUCCAUGUACCUUUAUGUUUGGGCAUUGUUCUUUAUCUGUGUUUAUUUUGGACAAUCAUCAGCUCAAGAUUUCAAAAUAUUCAUCUUAAACAUUGCUUCAUGUCCUGUUGAGGAAAAUUGUAACCGUGUCUUACAUAAUCUUAGCACAUUGUUUCUGGGAAAACAUUUGUGCCGUUUGCGGGAGUUAAAAACAAACAUCCAGAGCUGCCACGAUACUGGCUUUUUUUCUUUGUGUCAGGAAAAAGCCAACACCUGUACGUUGAAAGUGUUGACAACGUAAACAAACCCCGGUUGGAGUCAGAGAACAGCGCUACAGCUUGAAGUGGGACAGUAAGAAAAAAAAAAAGGAAGCCAAUGAUUAGUAAUACACUGCAAUUUGACUACCUGCGGUUUUUCCGAUCAUAAAAGAAAAUGUCCUCUAUUUGUGUCGUUGGUGUCUCAAGGUAGUCUUCAGCUUAAAUAUCCAGGAAGCAAUAUAUUUUCUAACAUAGGAAUUUGUCUGUGGUCAUAUCUUUGCUGACGACAUGUCCUACUUAUUGUAACAUAGGACAUCUUGCCAAAUGAAUAUGUUGUUUGUUUGUUUCUAGGCGAAAAGGAAGCAGUUGUAUUUACAGAUACAGUAUGUACAUAAUCUUAAAGUUGUAUUUUUUUUUUUUUCUUUUUGGUUUAACAGUAUAAUCAUUGUUGCUAUUAUUGUAAUUUAUUUUGGGGUCCAGGGAGGAGAAAUUGGUAUGUUUUUCUAUGUGAACUUUUUUUGGUUUGAUUAAGAAAGUGUUAGGUCUUAGCCUUGACUUCAAGUCUUGCAGUAAAUAAGCAGGAUUUAGCCUUGUUCUUAUAGAAACUACUCUGCUGUUCUGUCCAGCCUAUCAAUUUAUGAUUCAUUUAGAUAUUAUAAUGAAGGUAACACACACAUUGUAGUUACAUACUGUAUGCUGCUGUGGAAAAGGCACAAGCUCUUUAACUGCUGGGUGUUCCUCAGCAGAACGUCUCACAUCCAGAGACCAUCGCCUGUCUAGUGUAGACAUUAUGCAAUGUCAUAAUACAGCACACACACAUACACACACAUAUAUGACAUUGUCUCUUUUUGUACCAUUUAAUCUAUGGCUGCAGAAGUGCACUCAUGCAAUGUUAGAACUACUGUAUAACAAUUUAAGUGACCUGAGCACUCAGCGUUUAUGUCCAUCGAAGAGCAUAUUUGUUGGUUUUAAUGAAGGAAUAUUGUGUAUUAUUGUUUCAUCUCCUCCCAACUCUUUUUUUUAUUUAUCUCAUGCAUAUGGAAAAAUGUCUGAAUAAUUCUUUGUCCCUUUAACUGCUCUUCAUACCGUUACACUAACUCAAUGACCAAUUUAAAGGAAAGCUCUUAAAUCUUAAAUUUCUGUCUUUGGUUUAACAUGCAGGCAUGUUUUAUUGAUUUUUUUUUUUGUUUACUUUUUGGUCUUGUUAUUGCUGUUUUGUUCACAAAUAUAUCAUCACAGACUUUGG
Molecule: messenger RNA, 6930 nt
Organism: Morone saxatilis (striped sea-bass)
Lineage: Eukaryota; Metazoa; Chordata; Actinopteri; Moronidae
Gene: bcr
Product: BCR activator of RhoGEF and GTPase
Exons: 23
Coding region: 865-5022 (1385 amino acids)
Biological process (GO): intracellular signal transduction; positive regulation of GTPase activity; protein phosphorylation
Cellular component (GO): membrane
Molecular function (GO): GTPase activator activity; protein serine/threonine kinase activity; guanyl-nucleotide exchange factor activity
Source: RefSeq, a predicted model, not a curated record